AUGUCCGUUAUUUUGUGCACAGCGGGUUACGACCACACAAUCAGAUUCUGGGAGGCGCUAUCGGGAAUCUGUUCGCGAACGAUCCAGCACCCAGACUCACAGGUGAACCGCCUGUGUAUCUCCCCCGACAAGAGGUUUCUAGCAGCAGCCGGCCACCACACGGUCAAGCUCUACGAUAUCAAAUCGACAAAUCCCAAUCCUCUGCUUACAUUUGAGGGACAUACGGGGAACAUCACAGGGGUGGCAUUCCACUGCGAGGGCAAAUGGAUGGUGACGAGCUCCGAAGACGGCACUGUUAAGAUUUGGGAAACGCGGACGGGGUCGAUCCAAAGAAGCUAUAAUCAUGGAUGCCCGGCCAACGAUGUGGUCAUUCACCCGAACCAGGGCGAAAUCAUCAGCUGCGACCGGUCGGGCAGCGUAAGGAUCUGGGAUCUGGCCGAGAACACUUGCGCGCACGAGCUCAUCCCCGAAGAAGACGUGUCGGUAUCAAGCGUGACGGUUGCUAGUGAUGGGACGCUAUUGUGCGCCGCAAACACGGCAGGCAAUGUGUUUGUGUGGCAUCUCCGCCAAAACUAUGACCAGACGGAGCUGCUCCCAGUAACGCAUUUCAGCGCUCACAAGGAGUACAUUACGCGAAUUCUCCUCUCUCCCGACGUAAAGAAGCUGGCAACGUGCAGCGCAGACCACACGGCCAAGAUCUGGGAGAUCAAGGACGUCAAGCCGCAGGUCAACGGCAAAUCCGACGAGGCGAGGCCGCUUCCCCUAGAGGCUACCCUCACGGGCCAUCAGCGAUGGGUCUGGGACUGUGCGUUCAGUGCAGACUCGGCGUAUUUGGUGACGGCGUGCUCAGACCACUAUGCACGACUAUGGGAACUGCACAGCCAGCAAAUAAUACGCCAGUACAACGGCCAUCACAGAGGAGCUGUCUGCGUGGCGCUCAACGACUAUUCAGAGACACGUUAG
This is a messenger RNA of Trichoderma aggressivum f. europaeum, 963 nucleotides long. RefSeq lists its product as uncharacterized. Gene Ontology annotation, molecular function: protein binding. Gene Ontology annotation, biological process: regulation of actin cytoskeleton organization; TOR signaling. Bases 1 to 963 code for a protein of 320 amino acids. The transcript is spliced from 4 exons. The record is from RefSeq and is a predicted model, not a curated record. Lineage: Eukaryota; Fungi; Ascomycota; Sordariomycetes; Hypocreales; Hypocreaceae. Gene Ontology annotation, cellular component: TORC2 complex; TORC1 complex.